This is a messenger RNA of Alternaria atra, 2784 nucleotides long. RefSeq lists its product as uncharacterized. The transcript has a single exon. The record is from RefSeq and is a predicted model, not a curated record. NCBI's taxonomy places the organism in Eukaryota, Fungi, Ascomycota, Dothideomycetes, Pleosporales, Pleosporaceae. Gene Ontology annotation, biological process: L-tryptophan biosynthetic process. The coding region runs from base 1 to 2784 and encodes 927 amino acids.
AUGGCGCCCGCGAUUCUGACUCAGCGCCCAAGGAUACUCUGUCUGGACGCCUACGACUCUUUUUCCAACAAUAUAGUCGCUCUGGUUGAACAGAACGUGGAUGCAGAAGUCGUCAAGAUCUUCAUUGAUGAUCCAGUUCUUGCAAAGCCAUCAGCUUCUGGGGAACAUGCUGCCUUUACCGACUAUUUGAAAAGCUUCGAUGCCAUCAUUGCAGGACCGGGACCUGGCUGGGCAAAAUGCGACGAGGACGUUGGCUUGAUGAAGGAGCUCUGGAAACUCCGAGAGGAUCAGAUCAUCCCAGUGCUUGGCAUUUGUCUUGGGUUCCAGUCGCUAUGUCUUGCAUUCGGAGCCGAUAUUGAACGACUCAACGAGCCAAAGCAUGGGAUUAUCACAGCCGUCCUACACAAAAGUCAAUCAAUCUUCCGGGGUGUGGAGAGUCUGCUAGCAACCCAGUAUCACUCUUUGCAAGUCAAACUCGACCAUACUAUCCAGAAUAAGCGGGCUGUACGAUAUCCCGCACAACUCUGGGAGCCCACCGAGACCUGCCCCCAGCUGGAGCCGUUGGCAUGGGACUUUGACAGUGACCUCAAUGGUGCCGUGCUUAUGGGUGUCAAACAUAUACAGAAGCCGUUCUGGGGAGUUCAAUUCCAUCCGGAGUCAAUCUGUACGAACGACGAGGGUAAGCGCAUCAUCCGAAAUUGGUGGGAAGAUGCCCAGUCCUGGAACCGAAAGCGCAUGUUCCGGAACAUUCCCAAGCAUGGUCUGACUUCGAAUCUGUCAUCCUCGCCAAUGACUGCCGACGAUUUCCGACGGGAGUUGGGCGUCCACGACACAGCAAAACAAAGCAAACGCUCUUACACUGACUUCGUCGCAAAACUUGAUAGCGACACGAUCACCCCAUUCGAGCUGGCUUCGCUCAUUGCGCACGGAGACGGACAGUCGUUACCAGAUCUGCCGCCGAGCACUGUGCAUUGCGCAACUACGGGAAGCGGAAGACUCACAGUUUCGGAUGCCUGUGAGCUGUUCGAGUUAACAAGAGGUGAAGCCAUAGUGUUGGAGUCCGGACUGCAAUCGAAUCUGGUGCCUAUGGCUGUGGGGACAGGCCGAUACAGCAUUAUAGGUGUUGUUAUUCCCGAGGAAACUCUACGCCUGCAUUAUUACGCGGGGACUCGAAGAAUGGAACUAAGAGACGGCAAAGGCCAAGUCCAUACUGAUUGGACAGUGUCUGACCCAUGGCCCUACGUGAGAGAAGUUAUGAAGAGCCUUCAACCCUCAACACCACCGAAAGGCUCAACAUGGGCUCCUUUCUGGGGAGGCUUAAUGGGCUAUGCAUCGUACGAGGCUGGCUUAGAGACCAUCAAUGUCCACGGUCACGAAGAAGCUUCGUACCCGGACAUUUGCUUCGCUUAUAUAACGCGGAGUAUCGUGUUUGACCAUCAGUUCAAGAAGAUCUAUGUCCAGAGUAUUCGCGGGCCUUUCGAUCAAGACUGGGUUAUCGACGCCACGGAGAGGCUGUAUGAACACGCAGGUUUCAAGUCGCGUGAAACUACACCAAAUUCUGCAGCAAUGAGGCAGGCGGACCCUUUUGAGGCGCAUGGCACGAUGCAUCAGUACAUCGAUUCAUGUGUUCAGCUCACCGUCGGUGAAAGCGAGUACUGCAAGAAGGUUAGUAGAUGCCAGGACGCGAUAGCCGACGGCCAAAGCUACGAGUUGUGCCUCACGCAUCGCAACGAGGUUCGCGCUCGCAAGCCAACGGCCUGCAGAAUCUCGCACGCAGAGGACAACGAACAUUCCUGGAAUCUCUACAAGCGCCUCACUGGUCAAAACCCUGCGCCUUUCAGCGCCUACAUGAGGAUGCACAACGUACACAUACUGUGCUCCUCACCAGAGCGGUACAUAAGUUGGGACCGGUCGCAGACUGCACAAUGCCGACCUAUAAAGGGGACAGUACAGAAGAAACCUGGCGUGACUGCCGAAAUGGCCCAAGCUAUUCUCUCAUCUUCGAAGGAACGUGCAGAAAAUCUCAUGAUCGUGGACCUUACACGCCACCAACUUCAUGGCGUCUACGGCUCCGAAAAUGUCCGAGUAAGCCAGUUGAUGGAAGUCGAAGAGUACGAAACGCUCUGGCAACUAGUUUCUGUCGUCGACGCAGUACCUAGUGGCAUAUACAAACCCACCACCCCAGAAGAUUGGGAGGACCCUGUAGAAUACGCCCCCAAAAAGCCUGCCAAGCAAUCCGUUCCUUACCUAGGAUUCGAUGCAUUCGUCCAGAGUCUGCCACCAGGUAGCAUGACUGGUGCGCCCAAAAAGCGGUCUUGCGAGAUUCUUCAAGAUGUAGAAGAGGGCGUAAGACGGGGAAUAUACUCAGGUGUGCUGGGUUAUCUCGACGUCGGAGGAGGCGGCGACUUCAACGUCGUCAUACGUACUGCCAUUAAAAUUGACGAUGAACAAGGCGACGACAAAGGAGAUGUCUGGCGUAUUGGCGCUGGAGGAGCAGUGACCAGCCAAAGCACUCCAGAAGGCGAAUUCGAAGAGAUGAUUGCCAAAUUUGGCAGCACCAACAGAGCGUUCAUGCCUUUGCCGCCACCAAAGCCGAAGACAAAAGGUAGAAGGGUCGAAAUCAUCGAGCCUGAUGAUCCAGAAUUUGCGGAGCUGCUGGCAAGCAUGAGGGGUGGAGAGGAAUUGACGCUCGACGAUGCACAGAUCAUGUUGAGAGCAGUAGAACGUGAGCUAAGAAGAAGAAACGCUGCCGGUGAGGGCGAUGAUAUUACGGAGGUAGAAUGA